Molecule: messenger RNA, 1866 nt
Organism: Stomoxys calcitrans (stable fly)
Lineage: Eukaryota; Metazoa; Arthropoda; Insecta; Diptera; Muscidae
Gene: Rpn9
Product: 26S proteasome non-ATPase regulatory subunit 13
Exons: 7
Coding region: 120-1268 (382 amino acids)
Biological process (GO): ubiquitin-dependent protein catabolic process
Cellular component (GO): proteasome regulatory particle, lid subcomplex; cytosol; nucleus
Molecular function (GO): structural molecule activity
Source: RefSeq, a predicted model, not a curated record
CACUAAUUGGUGAUUUGCAAAAUUUGUGCUACCGUCUAGAGGAUUGGGCGAUUGUUGAAAACAAUUUAAAAGUAUUCCAAGAAUUUUGUAAUAAAAUCGCAAAGAAACGCUUGACUAAGAUGGCACAACCCACAGUUAAUGUAGCUGGCUACUUAGCUAAUCAAAAAAAGACAACCAACAAAGAAUUAGCGGCUGAAUGGACCGCUCUGGAAGAUUUAUACAAUGAAAAAUUAUGGAACGAGUUAACCAUCAAAUUAAACAAAUUUGUUCAUCAUGCUUCCAUGCAGGAUGAGGAUGCCCUAUUACAGCUGUACCAAAAUUUUUUACAAACUUUCGAAAUGAAAAUUAAUCCUUAUGGCCUUGUGGAAAUCGUUGAAGUUAUUGUUGAGCACAUCACCGACAAAAAGGAGGCUAUUGAAUUCUUAACCAAAAUCAAGGAUAAGGUCAAGAUUUGCGAUGAAGCAGUUUGGUACACACAGGUCCUUCAAGGCAAUAUCUAUUUAUCCAGUCUUAAUGAUUUGGAUGCCUGCAAAAAAAUUAUUGAGGAACUGCGUGAUACCUUGGAAGAUGUGGGCAAUGUUACACCUGUACAUGGCAAAUAUUAUAUGUUGGCCUCCCAGUACUACAGGCGUGUGGGCAAACACAGUGACUACUAUCGUUGUGGUCUACAAUUCUUGGGUUGUUCUAUAGAUGAUUAUCCCAAAGAUCAAUGGGCACAACAGGCUUUUUGUUUGGGUUUGGCAGCAUUGUUGGGCGAAGGCAUUUACAAUAUUGGUGAAUUGUUGGCUCAUCCAAUUUUGGCUGCCUUAAAAGGUACGGAAAACGAAUGGUUAAUCGAGUUGUUGAAAGCAUUUAACACCGGCGAUCUCAAAAAGUUCAAUGACAUGAAACCGACUUGGUCGAAAAUUCCUGAUUUGCUUGCCCAUGAAAUAAAAUUAAGACAGAAAAUUUCUCUGUUAUGCCUAAUGGAAAUGACCUUCAAACGUUCAGCCACACAAAGGUCUAUCACAUUUGAAGAUAUUGCCCAAGAAACUCAACUGCCUUUGAAAGAAGUUGAGCUAUUGAUUAUGAAAGCUUUGGCUUUGGACUUGGUUAAAGGCGAAAUUGAUCAAGUCGCAGGGGUGGUUAAUAUGUCUUGGGUUUUACCUCGCGUCUUGGAUCGCAAACAGAUUGCCGGCAUGGCCACUACUUUGGAUAACUGGAUGACUAGCAUUAAUUCCAUGGAGAAGCUCAUGGAAUCGCGUGCUGCGGAAAUUUUGACAAACUAGUACUAGUAGUACUGAAUGUAGCAGCACACUUUCCCCCAAAUGUUCACACACAAACCGAAGAGAAGAUGUACUGUAAUGUCAUAUACAUGAAAUUUAGUUAAAAAUGAAAUAUUGAAGGCUUUGUGGUAUCUUGGUUGGCAACUUAUCAAGUACAUUGCUUCCUGCAAUUAAACCUUUACAAAUAUUAUAUUUUUAUACCUAAUCCCUUCAUCAUUUUCUAGUUUGCUAAAUUUUCAUGCGAAAUUCACAACAAUUGCUAUACAGGUCGAUUAUGGAUGGCAACCCAACAUCAGUUGCGUUGCCAAAGGGGCAAAUUUGUUAUAGUUAUGUCCAUUUCUGCAUUGAAUUGCAUACUGUUUUACAAAGCUAGUGAGUUACUAGCUGAACGCUCAAAACAUUUGUAUUCAAUGAAACUGACAGAAAUUUCCAACUUUAAACUUAGUUUUACUCCAUGAUUUUGUCUUCUGGCAACGCAACUAUAUUUGAGUUGCCAUCCAUAAUCGACCCCUUAGUCUAGGUAUUUUUAAACUAAAUAGUAAUGUAAGUUUCUUUUUUUUUUAAUUUUAUUUGUAAAAUAAAAUUUUAAUAACAUUUAAAA